This is a messenger RNA of Necator americanus (New World hookworm), 507 nucleotides long. RefSeq lists its product as uncharacterized. Bases 1 to 507 code for a protein of 168 amino acids. The record is from RefSeq and is a predicted model, not a curated record. Lineage: Eukaryota; Metazoa; Nematoda; Chromadorea; Rhabditida; Ancylostomatidae. The transcript has 3 exons.
AUGAAUAUGAAGUCUGAUAAAGACGACGAAGUAAUCCCAGAAAUGCUGAAAUCUCUUCGAAUUCUGCUUAAAGCUGAAAUCCGAAUGGAUAACUCACGGUUCGCUAUCAUCAUUCAUGUUGAAAAGAACUCUGUGAUCAAACAGCCACAUCGGCGGCGAAGCCCCAUGAUCUAUGGAUUGGAGAAGUGGAAAGCGCCGCCAACGAUGAUAGAGAAGCUUGUCUGCAUGGAAGAAGCUAGGGCGUACCCCAGAAGCGACACGCAUUGUCCUCGCCCGGGCAUUGUGGCAAAUAUGCGAGGGCUACCGGCUAGAGGACGGAGCCGGCCAAAGAAGUUAAUCCUCCAUCGCCAGCAACAUCCAGUGCUCUUGGCAACACUUAACGUUGGGACGCUUACUGGAAGAAGUCGUGAACUGGCAGACAGUCUCAGAAAACGCUGUGUUGACAUAUGUUGUGUACAGGAGACUCGCUGGAAAGACUCCAAGUCAAGGGAAUUAGGCCAUGGCUAA